Molecule: messenger RNA, 2089 nt
Organism: Onychomys torridus (southern grasshopper mouse)
Lineage: Eukaryota; Metazoa; Chordata; Mammalia; Rodentia; Cricetidae
Gene: Nkx1-2
Product: NK1 homeobox 2
Exons: 2
Coding region: 1-927 (308 amino acids)
Biological process (GO): cell differentiation; regulation of transcription by RNA polymerase II
Cellular component (GO): nucleus
Molecular function (GO): DNA-binding transcription factor activity, RNA polymerase II-specific; RNA polymerase II cis-regulatory region sequence-specific DNA binding
Source: RefSeq, a predicted model, not a curated record
AUGUUGGCAUGGCAGGAUGGCGGGGCCAAGGCGGCCCCUUCUCACCACAAGAUCUCUUUCUCUGUCCUGGACAUCUUGGAUCCACAAAAAUUUACGCGAGCUGCGCUCCCGCCGGUGCGUCUAGCUGCCCCGGAAGCCAAGAAAAGUUUAGCGGAGGUGGAAGCAGGGGAGGACGCCAGCCCCGAGUCUACGAUAGGGUCUCAGGAGACCCCUGAUGCCGCGGGCGGAGGCACUGGUCUCGCGUCCCCCCUGGAAGGUUCCGAAGCGGAAGAGGAGGAGGAAGCAGAGGAUGAGAGGCGCGCGCAGCGGCCGGAGCGGCCGGAGCACUGGCACCGGGUUCACGAGGGAUCUCCAGAGGCCCGGGUGAUGGCUGCGGGAGCAGGGGAGAGCGGUGUGGACGGGCUCCCAGCGUCCCCCGGCUCCCCCGGCUCUCCGCGGCCGCGGCGCCGGCGAUCCGAGCCUAGCUGUGCCAAGCCACGGCGCGCGCGCACCGCCUUCACCUACGAGCAGCUGGUGGCCCUGGAGAACAAGUUCCGAGCCACGCGCUACCUGUCGGUGUGCGAACGCCUGAACCUGGCGCUGUCGCUCAGCCUCACCGAGACGCAGGUCAAAAUCUGGUUCCAGAACCGCAGGACCAAGUGGAAGAAGCAGAACCCGGGGGCCGACGGCACCGUGCAGGCAGGAUGUAAUACGCCGCAGCCUGGGACACCCGGCUCCGUGGCGGGGGCCUGUGGCAGUGGCACCGGGAGCAGUCCUGGCCCACCGGUUCCGGGCGCUCUGCCCUUCCAGACUUUCCCCACCUAUCCUGCGACCAACGUCCUCUUUCCCUCGUCCUCCUUCCCUCUGACGACAGCCGCCACAGGGAGUCCCUUUACUCCUUUCCUUGGGCCCUCUUACUUGACCCCUUUCUAUGUCCCACACCUAUAAACCCGGUACUCCAGCCGAGUUGGGAUUCGCGAGUGACCAGUAUGUUGGUGUGGACCCCUGCUUCACAGAGGGGCACUGACCGCCCCCUCCUGGUGUGCUGGUGUCUGUGUGCCCCUCCUCUCUAGCUGCUGGUGACGCCACCAGAGGGCGAGGAGAAGCCACCUGCUGGACUCCAUACAGGCCACUAAGGGGUCCAGAAAGUAUCCAGACCAAGCUGACUUAAAAUUUUCCAGCUUCUGGACGUUGCUCUUCACUUUCAUUCACUUCCAGGGCUCUGUUUUGUUUUGUUUUUUUAAGGGUCUUGGUAUUCAAUACCAGGCUAAUGAGGGUUCCCAGGAUAGACCAGAGGGAGCCAAGAUGCCCUGGGCACCAGCUGCUAGCGCCAAAGACUGAAUAUUUAAAGGUUCCGGUACAUUCCGAGAGGAAGAACUUUCCUUCCUGGUGGUGGAAUUGUCUCAACACAGUACUUCCUCUCAAAUCCUGAACAGAGCUGGGGCAAGUUGGACCCAAAGCAGAUGCAGCACUGUUUUCAAGAUGCAUAACUCAGCAUUUCUAGAUCUUCUUAUGAGAUUCAGGCUUGAGCCAGUAACUGAUGCUAACAGACUACCUUAUUUUCUGUGUGCAGAUGCCACAUGUAUGUACCAGGAAGUUGUUCAGCUUUGUGCCUAGACUAACCUCGAAAAGACACAACUUCGUUGCCUCACAGGUUUUGAGAGCAGCUUGGAUAGUCUACAUCAGUGCCCUAAAUGCAUAAAAAUGACAGUAAAGGGAGUGAUGACCCAUAGGCUAUGGUGAAGUCUGUGUGUGAGCUGUUGUGAUAUGCUCCUUUGUCUAGCCUACACCUUCAUGGACUUCAGAACUGACAAGUUGGAGCAGAGCAAGCUCCACCCACAGGCAUUGCAGUCAGGCAUUUGACUACAUUUUUUGGAAGCACAAUGUAACAUUUAGAAUACCUGAGACAAUUCUUGUUUUAAAUAGUUUUCUCCCCCUCCUCAUGAUGAUGAACAAGCAAAAGUUGUAAGAGGCUGGGAAAGAAAUACUUCCCAAAUAUAAAGAGCUGUGAAGGCCAAAACCUUGUUGGGAAUAGGCUCCAGGAUACAUAUGCUUUAAUUGCUGCUUUCUUUGUGUUGUGUGAUAUUUUGUUUGUGUUCUGACAAAUAAA